AUGCAAACAGAGUCCAGUUACCCAGCUCAAGUAAUCGCUGAACAAACCGCCUCAAGCGGCUUUGUGCCACCGUCAUGGUCUGACUUAGCCCCGUUACUCAAAGCAUCUUCGUUGUUAUGGAUAUGCAUUUUGCUUUUUGGGCUAGCCCGCUCAGCUAUUUACCAAUCAUUUCAUUCGGAAAAGUUUCGCUCUAUUCUCAAACAGGCGAAGCGGGAACGGCGAACUCGCGCACCUCUUCUAUUGUGUGCGAAGGCCAUCCGUAAUCUACGCGUCUUUCUUUUCAGAAACAAGUUUCCAGAAACUGCUACGGCGCAAUUCUUUGGUCUGCCUCGAUUCAUCUCAGGUGUGGUAGUGUGCAUUUUGUACAUUAUCGACACUUAUAUGCAGGGGAUUCCUUUACACUACUACGUAUUUCAAUGCAUUUACGGAGUCGCAAUAUCUAUCAAUCUGUUUCUGGCGUUUAUUUAUGCCGAGCGGCCAGUACUGUUUGCGUUUAGUCUGAAGACCAUCGUGGAGUGUUUGUCUAUCCCGAGUUUGAUGCUUUCUUCGGGAGGACGAUGGUUAAACUUUAACUUUCUGCAAGCCUACUGCAUUCUAGUUGAAUGGGGACUUCUCGAGAAGUAUGAUAUUGUCAUGAGAAACAAUUCUACUCUCACACGCCUACUGAUCAACCUCUUCCUUCAGCUGCUCACUUUUCUAUUCAUCACCUCGUGUGGAGUACAGUUUUUUGAGUUGCUUGGCGAUCCUGGACAAACCUUAAGGUCUGAAACGUUUCAGAUUACUUGGGCAAAUUCUGUUUACUUUGCAGUGGUAACACUGAUGACUGUGGGGUACGGGGAUUUUGUGCCUUACACACUUCUUGGACGAAUGUGGAUUGUGUUUCAUAUUAUAUUCGCCGCAUAUCUGGUUUCGAGAGAAAUAUCGCUGCUCAUAGAUGCCUUGAAAAGCAUGCGUCGUGGCGGAGGCUCUUAUGUAAACUCGUCAGGGACAGAACAUGUCGUAGUUACAGGUCGUGUCAAGUGGGAGUUCUUGCAACAGUUUGUCAAAGAAUUUCUUGCAGAGGCGAGCAAUCUAGACACUAGAGUCAUUAUCUUGACCUCGAACCCGAACUGGACUGAUGAUGAGUGGCUUAAGUUUGUCGCUCACAAUCCAUUUUUCGACCAUCAUCUCAUGUACUUGGAUGGUUCGGCUCUGAAGACAGAUGACUUGAACAGAGCGCACGUGGGGGCCGCAAGGGGGGUCUUCGUACUCGCAGACCCUCACCGUCGAGAUCCUUACAAAGAAGACUCUGACAUUCUCAAAGCUGUUCUGACAAUUCGCAACUACUCUGGAACCGUCCCUAUUUAUACUCUUAAUACUUUGCAUGAAUCAUCAUUUCAAUUCGGUAUAGCAAUGGAGCACCUAGAUCCACUUGCUAAUGAUCUCUUUCAUCGCAUUGGAUCUGUCUUGCCCUACUCUAGGACUUUUCUUGACAUCCCACAAGGGCCGUUAACGGGACAAGCGUUCGAACGUGGCAUUCAAGACAUGCGGUCCCCAGAUUUAUCCGCAAGAAAUGGCAUUGAUCGCGAAGACUCGACCGUUCUUGACACAGGGCCCCAUGAUUUAUAUUCUAGGGAAGAAGACUUUGGUGGUAUGGCGAACUCCUCUGAUGGAAUAAGCAUCCAAGGCGGAACGCAAAGGGUGAACAGCAGACAUUCUCUUUCAAAACAUAAUGGUCAGCAGCGGAAGAGUGAAAGUUUAUGCGUACAAGAGCUGGAGACUGUACUGCUUGCUGAGAAUGUGUUCUGCAACGGCCUAAGCACUCUUAUUGCCAACGCAACACUUCGCGUUGCGCCGCAAUCGAACCGCAAUGAUCGUCCAUGGCUCGUUGAAUAUAAACUGGGGGCCGAGUGUUGUAUUCAGCAGUUUCUAGUUCCCGAAGAUCUAGAUGGUCUCGCGUUUGGAAGAAUUGGAACCAUUCUGCAAGAUUAUGGACUUGUUUUACUCGCUGUUCGGCGACCAACAGACAAAGAGUGGAUUCUACUAACAGUGGAGAUAAUCUUAGAAGCCAAGAUGGUAUGUAUGGCGCUAUCGUACCAUGACCAUAGUGUGAUUGGCAAGAUAGCAGACCACGCAGCUCAGUUUAUUGUACAAGAAAGUGGUAUUGUGCAAGAGACAACUCAGGGGGCAGACCGGAAUGAGUUGAAACGCAGACCUACCACUAGAUCGGUCCAAAAACUCGAGGGAGUCGGUGAUACUGUGAAAGGAGAUUUUAGACAUUUUGAUUCUGAUUCAGCUGCUUCCGACAUUGUGGAAGAGUCGCAUGUGACAACACGAGUUCCUGUUGCCGGUGGUGAGAAAGACAUGGCUCGUCCAUUUCCUGCACCUAACUCGCAGAAAACAAUCGAUAUGUCUGAUUCAGGCGCACCAGUAGCUCAACAACUGUCUCUCGCAAAUACAGUGCCAAAGAAAGUCAUAUCGCGAUCAAUGUCCACAUCGACAGCUCGCGAUUUCAAACGAAUGAGACGAAACUUCGAAGAUGACAUAGGUGAAAGAGCUGAAAGCAAACCUGCCGCACCCAGGCGGCUGUCACACACAGGAAAUCGUAAUCGCAGUAGUAGCCAAGAUUCCUCAAGACGUGACACGAGGCCCAAGAAAUCUAUUUAUACGAACCAAGACAAGCUUCCCGCUGCUCUGCGGGGUCAUAUAAUUAUCUGCUUGGACGGCGAGAGCCCAUUGAUUAAUCUUGAAGUUUUGCUGCGACGAAUAUGGCUAGCGAGAGCUGGGGUGAAGAAGAAUGCCCCUGUUGUUGUCAUUCACCCACGCUUUCCGAAAAACUUUCCCCGGCAGAUUGGAGGUCACAAGGACGGGCUGUUUUUGUUGCAAGGCAAUUCGUUGUCGUUGGACACGCUGAAGCAGGCGCAGUAUCAGAGUGCACGAGCAUUUCUCAUCAUGGCUUCCGAGAGCAACCAGGCCACCGGAGCUGGAUCAACAGAUUCGAAGGCAAUUUUCACCGUAAUGACCCUUGACUCUCUUCUAGCGGAUCAAGACAGUUUCGUCUGUUGCGUUUUGGACGCGGAGGAGUCAUUACAGUUGCUCCGUGCACCAAAGCAAGCAAGGCGUGUGGGAGUAAAUCUCGGUGAACUUCGCGAAUCUGACGUCUUCACGUACGAAUCUUCCCCCAUGGACACGCUACCCGAGCGCACUUUUUCUUCUACCAGUUUAGUUCGGAGACUUCCACCAUCACCGUUUGUUGGAAACUACGGCGGUUCGGCUCAUUACGGUACGUUUUCCGGCAUGUGGCCGCCCGACAUAGCCGCAAAUCUGCAGUCUCGAAAGCCUUUUAAUAGGAAUAGUCGCCUACGACUAAAGGGAAUGACUCGUUCAAGCAGCAUGCGCUUGGACCAUGAUGAUUCUAGUGAUGACGAUGACCGCCGCGGUUCCGAUAUUCAUACUCUACGAGAUCAGCACCAUAAUCAAGAAAGGUCUGGAGAGGAAUAUUACGAGCGGCAGCGUUACGCAUCGGGAGAGAUGGUAAUUUCUUCGUUGUUUACGGCGCUUCUGGCGCGUGAGUACACAGACCCAGGAUAUAUCCGGCUAAUCCGUCAGUUAGUUGGUGCAGCAUCUGGGUCGAAAGGUAGUUGGAUUCGACAGAUUGAUAUUCCGGAGGCUUGGACUCGUGCUGAAAAUGCUAUAGAUGGUCGAACUUAUCGACAAACUUCCCAGAAGCUGCUUAGCAUGGGCUCGAUUGCCCUCGGUCUCUAUCGUUCAGGUGAUGCAGCGGUCCGCGUGGAAACAGAAAGUGAGCAAUGGGAACGUCGGGUUUCCGAGGUUGUUUAUCUAGAAGAAGAAGAAAUAUCUGUUCUCAGAUCAGAGGCGGAGUCCAGGAGCAUUGCCAGCAGGUUAAUCAACACCGAAGCUUACUCAGACCGCCGCUUGGGGCGGGCAGUCAGUGGACAUGGAAGACAAGAGUCGGCUAUUUUAACAGGCCCGGGUCUGCGUUCGAAUAGGGUAUCAUUCUCCGAACAGUUAAGAACGAGAGAAGACUUGGACGAAUUCGACAAGAGGCAUUACACGUGCCCAUCGACAAAGCGCCGGAUCUUUUAUCAAGAGGCUGUCAACGGAGAAAACGUCCUACCAUACGUCUACUGUUGUCCAGAACCGUAUUCUCUGGUAGCGCCAAGCGACGCAGUAUUUGUCCUAUGCCAUCCUGCGACUAUCAUUCCUCCCAACUGGGGUGAGGGGUGA
Chondrus crispus (carragheen) is the source of this 4227-nucleotide messenger RNA. RefSeq lists its product as hypothetical. The record is from RefSeq and is a predicted model, not a curated record. Gene Ontology annotation, biological process: potassium ion transport. The transcript has a single exon. The coding region runs from base 1 to 4227 and encodes 1408 amino acids. NCBI's taxonomy places the organism in Eukaryota, Rhodophyta, Florideophyceae, Gigartinales, Gigartinaceae. Gene Ontology annotation, cellular component: membrane.